UUACUACAACGUCACUUCUGGAUGUCAAUAUGCGGCUUGGUGCGGCGCUGGGUAACGGCGGAACCUCUGGGAAGAUGUAAACCAAGUAACCGGAGAAGACCAGCCUCAACGAACACAACUACCGUUAUUCCCUUGGAAACCGUCCUUUAAGAACCACACCGACCGGCUGCGCGUUUAGUCGCUAUCCCCCGAAGCACCGGAGCUCUCUCCUCAAAGCAGCCAUCUUUUGUGGGAGAAUGUACGGGGCGACGCGGCGGGCCUGCUCGGGCCGGAGUCUGCUGAUGCUGACAACCGCUCUCCUGCUCUCUGUUACCGGGCUGCUGUCUGGGCUGCCCAGCUCCACCGAGGCGAAGGAAUGCGACAAACCGUGCAUGAACGGGCAGUGCAACACCGCUACUGGCAAAUGUGUGUGCUUCCCCGGCUGGGUAGGGGACCAAUGCCAGCACUGCGGAGGGAGAUUCAGGUUGACGGGGCCCUCUGGUCAUCUGAGUGACGGUCCAGGGAACUACAAGUACAAGACCAAGUGCACCUGGCUGAUCGAGGGACAACCCAACACCAUACUCCGAUUACGAUUUAACCACUUUGCCACUGAAUGUAGCUGGGACCACCUGUACGUGUACGACGGAGACUCAAUCUACGCCCCCCUCCUCGCCGCCUUCAGUGGUCUGAUCGUGCCUGAGCGUUACGGGAACGAGACGGUCCCUGAGGUGGUGUCUCAGUCCGGCUACGCCCUGCUGCACUUCUUCAGUGACGCUGCCUACAACCUGACCGGCUUCAACAUUUCCUACAGGGUGAAUUCAUGUCCCAACAACUGCUCCGGCCGCGGCGAGUGUCUGAUGAACAACUCUACGGGCGCGGUGUACUGUGACUGUGAAGACAACUGGAAGGGGGCUGCCUGUGACGUCCCGUACUGCCUGGCAGACUGUGGCUUCCCCGAGAGAGGUCAAUGCCAGGGCAAGGUGUGCGUCUGCAACACCGGAUGGCAAGGUCCAAACUGUUUGGUCUCGGUACCGGCCAACUCCUCCUUCUGCACCCGGGAGGAGUACACCGACCCCGGGCUGGCCAAGGCUUCCCACAAGGCUGUGGUGGACCAGGGCAUCAUGUGGGUCAUCGGAGGCUACGUCUUCAACGCCUCCGACUAUCACGUGGUCAAAGCGUAUAACCUCAGUAGCAAGAGCUGGCUGACCCUGGACCCCUCCGUCAACACUGUGACGCCGCGAUACGGCCACUCUCUGGCUCUUCAUGAGGGGAGGAUCUACAUGUACGGAGGAAAGAUCGACUCCACAGGAAACGUGUCCAGCCAGCUGUGGGUUUUCCACAUCCAGAACCAGACCUGGGUCCUGCUGAGCCCGCGGGCCAAGGAUCAGUACCCCGUGGUAGGACACUCGGCCCACAUCGUGCCUCCCCUCCAGGAGGAGGACAGUCCCAUCAUGCUGGUCCUGUUCGGACACUGUCCUCUGUACGGAUACAUCAACCAGGUGCAGGAGUACAACAUCGUGAGGAACACAUGGAGCAUGGUGGCGACGGAUGGGGCCCUGGUGCAGGGGGGGUACGGCCACAGCAGCGCGUUCGACCCCAGCUCCAGAGCCAUCUACACCCACGGAGGCUACAAGGCCUUCAGCGCCAACAAGUACGGGCUGGCUGGAGACCUGUACAAGUUCGAGGUGGACAAGAUGAAAUGGACCAUUCUGAGAGACAGCGGCUUCUUCCGCUACCUGCACACAGCGGUGAUGGUGAGCGGGACCAUGCUGGUGUUUGGAGGAAACACACACAACGACACAUCCAUGAGCCACGGAGCCAAGUGCUUCUCCUCCGAAUUCCUGUCCUACAGUCUGGCGUGUGAUGAGUGGACAGUGCUGCCUCGACCGGACCUCUUCCAGGACGUCAAUCGCUUCGGACACUCUGCCGUCAUCAGUGACAGCGUGAUGUACGUGUUCGGAGGCUUCAACAGCCUGUUGCUCAGUGACGUCCUCAUGUACACGUCGCCCAGCUGCGCCGCCUUCUCCAGCCCGGUGUCCUGCAGUCAGGCCUGGCCCGGGAUCCAGUGUGUGUGGAACAGCACCCAGGAGAGCUGCCUGCCCUGGGAGAGCAGCGCUAUCGGAGGGGAGCAGCAGCAGCUCCCGGCCUCCUGUAACACACGAUCAUAUGCAGACAGUGAGAAGUGUGACCAGUACACGGACUGCUACAGCUGCACCGCCAACACCAACGGCUGCCAGUGGUGCUCCGGACAGUGCCUGUCUCUGGGGAGCAACUGCACCUCUGCCACGGGGGCCAUAGCAGAGUUGGAAGUUUGUCCCAAAGACAACCCGUCAUCGGUGUGCAACAAGAAAACUAGCUGUAAGAGCUGCGCUGUGGACCAGAACUGUCAGUGGGAGCCCCGCAACCAGGAGUGCAUCUCACUGCCAGGUAACGAAAACGUGUGUGGUGAGAGCUGGCACCUUGUUGGAAACUCCUGUGUGAAGAUCAUCACGGCGAAGGACUCGUACGACAACGCCAAGCUGGCCUGCCGGAGCCACAACGCCGUGCUCGCCUCGCUCACCACGCAGAAGAAGGUGGACUUCGUGCUGAAGGAGCUGCAGAUCAUGAGCGUGGUGUACAAGGCCUCUUUGACGCCCUGGGUGGGGCUCAGGAAGAUCAACGUGUCGUACUGGUGCUGGGAGGACAUGUCUCCCUUCACUAACACCUCGCUGCAGUGGCUGCCCGGAGAGCCCAGCGACGCCGGAUUCUGUGGAUAUCUGGCCGAGCCGGCGUCCAGCGGACUGAAGGCACAGACCUGCAUCAACCCGGUGAACGGCAGCCUGUGUGAACGACCAGCCAACCACAGUGCCAAGCAGUGCCGGACCCCAUGUGCCAUGAGGGCCAUGUGCAGCGAGUGCACCAGCGGCAGCUCCGAGUGCAUGUGGUGCAGUAACAUGAAGCAGUGCGUCGACUCCAACGCGUACGUGGCCUCCUUCCCCUUCGGACAGUGUAUGGAGUGGUUCACCAUGAACACCUGCCCACCGGAGAACUGCUCGGGGUACAGGACCUGCGGUCAGUGUCUGGACCAGCCGGGCUGCGGUUGGUGCACCGACCACAACAACACGGGCAGGGGUCAGUGCAUCGAGGGCUCGUACCGCGGGCCCUUCCAGACCGCGGUGCCGGCCCCCUCCACCCUGCCCGGCCUGCCCGCCAGCCCCCAGCCCGCCAGCCCCCAGCCCGCCCUCAACGCCAGCAUGUGCCCCAACGAGGCCAAAUACAACUGGUCCUUCAUCCACUGCCCAGCCUGUCAGUGUAACGGUCACAGCCAGUGUGUCAACGAGAGCGUGUGUGAGAAGUGCGAGGACCUGACAACCGGCCGGCACUGCGAGAGCUGCAUCUCCGGCUUCUACGGAGACCCCACCAAUGGGGGCAACUGCCAGCCCUGUAAGUGCAACGGCCACGCCAGCAUGUGCAACCCCAACAACGGGAAGUGCUUCUGCACCACAAAGGGCAUCAAAGGAGACCGCUGCCACCUGUGUGAGGUCGAGAAUCGUUACCAAGGCAACCCCCUCAAAGGAACAUGUUACUACACGCUGCUCAUCGACUACCAGUUCACCUUCAGCCUGUCGCAGGAGGACGACCGCUACUACACCGCCAUCAACUUCGUGGCCACACCUGAGGAGCCAAACCGGGAUCUAGACAUGUUCAUAAACGCCUCCAAGAACUUCAACCUGAACAUCACCUGGGCCACAAGCUUCAGUGCAGGCACCCAGACCGGGGAGGAGAUCCCCAUCGUGUCCCGGAGCAACAUCAAGGAGUUCAAAGACAGCUUCUCCAACGAGAACUUCGACUUCCGCAACAACCCUAACAUAACCUUCUUUGUCUAUGUCAGCAACUUCACCUGGCCCAUUAAGAUUCAAAUCGCCUUCUCGCAGCACAGUAACUUCAUGGAUCUGGUGCAGUUCUUCGUCACGUUCUUCAGCUGCUUCCUGUCGCUGCUCCUCGUGGCCGCCGUGGUUUGGAAGAUCAAACAGAGCUGCUGGGCGUCACGGCGACGAGAGCAAUUGCUGAGGGAGAUGCAACAGAUGGCUAGCCGGCCUUUCGCCACCAUCAACGUUGCCUUGGAGACGGACGAGGAGCCACCUGACCUGAUAGGAGGAAACGUCAAGUCCGUCCCAAAGCCCAUCGCCCUCGAGCCUUGCUUUGGAAACAAAGCUGCUGUGCUCUCCAUCUUUGUGCGGUUACCCAGAGGCACCGGCGGCAUCCCUCCUCCAGGACAGUCUGGUCUGGCGGUGGCGAGUGCGCUGGUGGACGUCUCUCAGCAGAUGUGUGUGGGCUUCAAGGAGAAGUCUGGAGGUCUGAGGAACCGCAAGCAGCAGCCCACCGCCCAGCCCUCCACCUGCAUCUGACCCCGCUGUCACUCCUCUACCCCCCACCACCCACAGCUCUCCCAUCAGCCCCCCGCUUCGGCUCCCUCUUUAGAGACUCAGAGGUGCAUGCUGGGACGCAGGACAUUUUGGUGAGGGGCCGAGUGGUUUGGCGGACUGGAGCCUCAGCGGGCUUCCCCUCCCUCUCCUCCUACAGGAACUAUGGGUCCCUGUGGACUAAAAGACAGAAACUGGAGCAGGAGGGAGGGCGGGACAGAGCGGGUGCUGACUUCACCCCGCCCCUCAAAAUGAAAAGAUUUUACAUUUGUCGACACCGCCUCGUCGUCGGACUCGAGGCGGCCGCGGCUUGCUGCUAGAAGAGAUCCUCGUCUCGUAGUUUCUGAAAAACCCAGAGACUUUGCAUCCCUCUUUAUUUGUGUUUUCCUUAAGUUAUUAUUUGUUGUUUUGUAUUGUUUGAUUUUAAAUUCAGGAACAAACUGGACCCUUCUAGCUGCGCAUGCACACACGAAACACACACACACACACACACACACACACACACACACACACACACACACACACACACACACACACACUAAAGAAAACAACUUAACAGGCCCUUGUACCCAUUUGUAGCCCAUUGUCGCCUGCUGUCAUGUUGCAGCUCAGCACUGAGGGUUCCUGUCGCCCGAGUCCUGUACAGUUUGGCCUCGGAGCGAGCGAACAGCAUGUUCAGUCUUCCUUUAAUGAGGAUCCAGUGCAGGAGUCUGGCCGUGCAGCCAAAGUCCAUCUAAAGAGUCUGUGACAUUUCUAAUGAGCCUCUGUGUCUUCUGCCUGCUUUCUUCUCUGUGGCCUGUCUCGGGCUCCGUCUCUCUCCCAAUCUGUGGCCAUUUGGCUACAAACCAACCAACCAACCACCUUCCCAGCUCUCUGGCAGCGAGGCCGGGUACAGAACAAGACCACAGCUACAUCUCUUCCACGCUGGCUGGCUGCAUCGUAAGCCAGCACCGAUUGAAACCUUUCCAGCUAAUUACUCGACCGGUUGCAGUGAAAGCCAAUGGCCCUGCACACACAGGUGCACACACAGGUGCACACGCAGCGCUCUAACACACCCAACCAAACAGUUGGUGGCGAGAAAUCUCCCCACCCCCCUUGGUGGGUAGCCAUUGUCCCUUUGGCAGUGCAGCGACUGGAGCUCAUGUGAAACAGGCUUCCCAUAGAUCCUCUGGCUCCGAUGGACUGCAGUGAUUAGGCUGAUCUGCGUGAAGGGAGCCUGGCGACGGUUCAGCAUCCUCUGUGAUCGUUGCCUAAGAAAUCCAUAGCAUCUAAUUGCUGUUUCCUUGAACCCAGAUGCAGUACAUGUCGUCGUCCCCCCCCCCCCUCCCCAAUGCCAGGAAUCCUGCUGCUCUUCCCCUGCCGUUCGAUAGCGAUUGUCCCCUGUCCCUGAGCUAUCUACAGCUGCCCAAUUAUCCCCCGACUCACUGGGGUCUGUGUUCAUAGUGGAGCUUUGAAUGCCAACAUAUACACUCUGAACGUUAAGCACACACACAUACGAGCAGAGCAUCUGUUUCCUCAUGUGCACCUGUGUUCAAUGCUACCUUCAAAUGGGCCACAUCUCAAGGAAGACUUUUGUGAUUUUAAAAAACAAGACGGGAAAUAAUAGCAUUCAAUGAUUUUUCGAACAAUUGCAUCUUGAAAGUGUCGCCCGGUCUUUUGGAUUUAUUCCUCUUAUGUGAAGCAGGCCCCAUUUUUUUACAAUUUUCUUUCCUUUUGAUUUCUGCUCUUUCAACAGUCUUUAUCUGAAAUCACUGGUCCAUUUUUAAAGAAACAUGACUUCUUUUGUCAACUUGGGAAAAUGAGGAAAAACAUAAAGAAAAAAACAAACAAGAGACACACAAAAAGAACAAGAAACUCAAGUUUAAAAUAGAGCUUUUUUGAAAUGUCACGAGUAAUUUCAGUUUGGUAAGGGCAUCAGGGUUUCAGAUCUGCCUUUAUUGCCUUUCUAUAAUUUCUCCUUCAGCGCUGAAUAUGAGAGCAGACUUUAAUUGGCUUAUUAUGGUAAUCUUUGCAAAAGUUACAAUAUAUACUAUAACACCUGCAGGUCUUUGACUGAAGGCAGAGGCAUUUACUGAUAUAGAAAAUAUGUUUCCUGCUGCCUCACAAAGUUAUUAACUUCCCGCCCUCAGAGAAGUACAGUAAUAGAACAAUUUUAAUAACUUGCAUUCGCCCUAAAUAAUAGCGUUGUAUUUAGAUCCCAGCCCUCACAGGUGUUCAGCAUACUAGAACUGCUCCGCGCCUGCUUAAAGGGCACACUUUUAGCACUGGGAAAAGGUCAGAGCAGGAAACAUGAACAAAGUUGACAUUCUGUAAUGAUAGAGAGCUGGGUGUGCUCACAGCUCCUCUCAGAGACCCAAGCCAGGGCUUAGGAGCCCACUCUGUUCACACUGGAGGCAGAGCACUUCACUUCUACUCUUCAUUAUCAAUCAGGGCGUGUUCCGCUCUUAUCUCCACUAGAGAAUCCUCUUUUAGCCAUGAUGCUUGGUUAAAGCUUAACAGUUGCUUCUGCGGAGACUCAAUGUGGGGAAAUAACAAUCAAUCAUCCGCUGAAGUGAGUAAAUCUGGUCUUCAGUUUGUCCAUGUGGUCACAAAUUGCAAGACAAAAGCUUCAUUAAUUAAGAAUAUUAGUUCAGUCAGGAGUCUUCUUCUCUCUUCUACCUCUCAAUUUGCAGCUUUGUUUCGUCUAGACAACCAAUGUGUUUGGCAGGUAACCAACUAUAGUUUGGAGGUGCUAUUUAAUUCCAAAAAUCUUCUUGGGAGGGACAAUUUUAGCAUGUUCAAAGAUCUGUGGCAACAAUAUACUUCAGCCUGGGCAGAGCUGGUGCCACAUUCAUUGACAUAAUCCCAAUUUUGAUUCAGUUAUUCUUAUUUCUUCCUUAUUUGUAAUUUUACUUUGCUCGGCAAAUUAGCAGGGCUUUAUUUAGGGGGGGAUGCCCAGAUUUAGAAAACAAUAAUGUGGGGCUCCAAGCAGCUUUAAAAAAAAAAAGAAAAAGCAAUAAUUAAUUUGGAGUAGAAAUAUGACUCUGAGCAGAGCCAAGGGAACAUAACCCACGGACACUCUAAGGCCUGAAGUGUACAUGUGUCACUCUUACUUUAACAGGAGCAGAUAUCAGAAAACAUCUCAUAUAUAUUUGUUUUCUGUAGGAAUAUAUAUUUAAUACACUAAUGUUCUCUUUCCAUUUAAAAAAAAAAAAUCCCAUUAUUGCAUUCACCGGUAACUGCGACACUGCUGUCAUCUCCUGUUGCAAGUUUUAUUUAGUUUCACACACACUGAGAUUUCAUUUAGCAAAGAAACUCCUCAGAUCUGUUUUUACAGCGGAUUCAAAUGUUCUGUGAUAAUAAUUUCACAAAGAAAGAAUAUUGUGUUUCUUUUCUUACCUUAAUGAAUGUAUAUGGAAAUAUGUGUGCAACCAAGGAAAAUCAGUAAGCUCACUUGGUGCGCUUUGUCAGCCCCAGGAGCCCAGAAACGCAGAGGUCAAAGGUCAGAACUCAUUAGAGCUGGUUUGCCUUGUUAAAUGUGUCAGAAAGGAAGAUGUGAGGUCACACACACACACCAGGAUCUCUUUCUGCUUGAUGGUUCAGACAAACAGAUUCUGGGUCUGAUAGUGUCUACACAUCCCUCUUUGUUUUUCCCUUUCAUUCGAGAUUAUUUCCACACUUCUUAACAGAGUUAACAGAAUGAUGAAAAACAAACUAUAUUGUCUGUAAAUACUAUUUGACCCAAGUCUUCUGUCGGCAGCCCCACACUGAGUACUUUGACAUGUCUGCCAAGUCUCACAGCAUUCAAAGUAAGUAAUAAUAUUAAAAAAAGUUGCAGUUUCAACAGUAAUUUAAGACUUCUGACCCCUGGUCCUCCCACACAGGCGCUUUCGUUUAUUUUGGGCUGAUUGCACGUCUUUUCAGAUAUGCGGGCAUCUGCUUGAUUGACAGCUCCCUCAUUGUGGGUUUAGUUUUGUUGCACCUGCUCAGGCGGGACUGAGUGAGACCUCGGUAAAGCCGGACAAUACGACCUGAUUUUGUCACAUUUAUCUUGAUAAUGAUGAAUAUUCUGUCCUAUUUUCUCCCUCAAAUCCAGACUUUUGCAAAACCCUCUCAGCCUGCGUUUUCGUCCUGGUGACGAGACAGAAAUCAAGUUGUUUGGCUCUUUAUAUUUGUGUUGCUUUUCACUACAUCUUUGUCGUUAGUUUGGUUUAUUGUACUGUUUACUGCUCAUGCAUUGCAUUGUAUGUAUCCUUUAGGUCUCAUUUCCUUUCUCGUAAAGCUUUAGUUUCUCGCCAUUUCGCAAUAUCGCAAGUGUCUUUCCCUGGUUUAGAGGCUGCAUGAGAGUAAUAUCCCAGCCCCAUCUUCAACACAUGAUCAAUGGCUUUUAAUUUUGCAAUGUUGGGGUCUGGAAAGCUGCGUGGGCAGGAUGACUUUGAAUGAUCAUAGUUCAGCUCUGUUGAGAUCAUCAGAAAAACGGCAUAACUGAAAAUUCCUGUGUGGGUGUGUCCGGUGUUUCGAUUCCAUAUUUUUAUCUAAAAAUGCAUUACUUUUCUUCAACUGCAGCUGCAAUGUAGAGGCCUUUCCUUCUGAUACUCCAUUGAAGUGAUUUAAAAGCUAAGAGCACAAUACAAACCUUUUUUUUCAGGCUCAAUUAGGUUCCACUUUCUGACUUUCUUCGUUUGGUUUAACGCUCCAAAGCCCUGUUGGUAAAAAUGAACUUGAUGUUGCAUUUCAGAGGAUUCCUAGGUGCUAAAGUUCACAUUUUCCAGAUGAUUACUUAUCGCCACCAUUAGAGCUGCCCAACUGUGAAGCUCUGCUCAAAAUAUCUGAGAGGGAGUGAAAGAAGCCCGUCUGCCAUCGAGCCAAGGUCCCCACAACUAUUCAAAUUUGUUUUGAUUUGUUCCCCGCUUUCCAAGCCUCAAACUUUAUCGGGUGACUUUGCAGUGGCCUUAUUUCAGCUUAUUAAUCAGUGUAUCAACUGAUAGAUGUACAGAAAAUACAUAUUUAUAAAGUGUGAUUACUUACUGGAAAUCUUCCUAAUAUUUACAAUACAAGUAGUUUUUUCCCCAAACACUGGCAGCAUUUAUAUGUAUUUGAAAUGCUUUAAUGCACAGGUUAAAACAUUGGAAUAAGGUCACUGUAAAAUGUGGCAUUGCCCUCUCUUUAUUUCUGUCUCUUUGUAUAGCGGCAUUAUAUAUACUGAGGAAGUAGUUUGUUAAUAUGUAUAAUUUAGCUGUUUUUUUUGUAAAUAAUGAGAAAGUAUUGUGAAUGAAAUUUGUUGAAUGGUUUUGGAAAAAUCAUUUAUGGCAAACCUCUCCAGGCUUUUAUAAAUGUGACUGCAGUACAUAGCAUAUUUUGUAUGUAAGACAGCAGUGUAAAGAUGAACAAGCAUUACUAGGAGCUGAUUAAACUAUGUAAAACUUGAGGAUAAUAGCAUACUGAACUUGUAAUUACUGAUGUACAUAAAAGAAUGACAGAACAUUUUUGUCUAUUAUUAAAUGUGAGAAUCCACCCA
This is a messenger RNA of Trematomus bernacchii (emerald rockcod), 9879 nucleotides long. It is a transcript of the gene atrn, whose product is annotated as attractin. Gene Ontology annotation, molecular function: protein binding. The coding region runs from base 237 to 4367 and encodes 1376 amino acids. NCBI's taxonomy places the organism in Eukaryota, Metazoa, Chordata, Actinopteri, Perciformes, Nototheniidae. Gene Ontology annotation, cellular component: Golgi apparatus. The transcript is spliced from 29 exons. The record is from RefSeq and is a predicted model, not a curated record.